Messenger RNA from Symbiodinium sp. CCMP2456, 1543 nucleotides. The record is from the annotation of a GenBank genome assembly. Lineage: Eukaryota; Dinophyceae; Suessiales; Symbiodiniaceae.
GCGCUUCGUGGCGCACAUCCAGCAACUGGACAUGGAGAGCAAUGGCAAGCGUGUGCAGAUGGAUGGCGCUGAAUGCACGGUGCCCACAGGUGCCAUCUACUUCGGCGAACCCGGUACGAACGGCCAGCACAGCUUCUACCAGCUGAUGCACCAAGGACGCGCAAUUCCGGCCGACUUUAUCGGCUUCAAAGUGUCGCAGAACCCCAUCAGCUUGGAUGGCGAGCCGGUGUCCAACCACGAUGAGCUUAUGUCCAACUUCUUCGCGCAGCCCGACGCUCUCGCGCUGGGGAAGACCGCAGAGGAGCUAAAGGCCGACGGCAUUCCCGAGAAGCUGAUUCCGCAUAAGGUCUUCACGGGAGAUCGCCCCUCGAACUCCUUGCUGCUGCCCGUGUGCGAUCCGUACAACUUGGGACUGCUCUUGGCCCUCUAUGAGCAUCGCACGGCCGUGCAGGGCUGGGUCUGGAAUAUCAACUCCUUCGAUCAGUGGGGUGUGGAGCUGGGCAAGGUUCUAGGAGUCAAGGUCCGGAAGUACCUCUCGGAAGCGCGGAAAGGUAGCGGAGAUGCCUCAGGCUUCCAGAAGCCCACCGCGAAGCUGAUGUCGGCCAUGCUCACGGCCCCUCAAGCGGGUGGCGACGACAGGAUUGUUAUGAUCCGCGCCCGUGAGAUCUACGACUCCAGAGGGAACCCCACCGUCGAGGUCGAUCUCGUCACCGAGACCUCACUGUUCCGUGCAGCGGUGCCCUCCGGUGCGUCGACGGGGAUCUACGAGGCCCUCGAGCUCCGGGAUGGCGACAAGACGCGGCUCCUGGGGAAGGGUGUCCUUAAAGCCGUGGCGAACAUCAAUGACAUCAUUGCUCCGAAGCUGAUAGGCAUGAAGGUCACGGAGCAGGCCACUCUGGACAAACUGAUGGUCGAGCAGCUGGAUGGCUCCAAGAACGAGUGGGGUUGGUCCAAGUCGAAGCUGGGCGCCAACGCCAUCUUGGCCGUUUCCAUGGCCAUAUGCCGGGCUGGUGCUGCAGCGAUGCAGGUGCCUCUUUAUCAGUACAUCGCGAUGCUGGCAGGGAAGCCGACAGAUCGCUUUGUGAUGCCUGUACCCUCCUUCAACGUGAUCAACGGCGGCAGUCAUGCUGGAAAUCGGCUAGCUUGCCAGGAGUUCAUGAUCCUCCCCACUGGUGCCAGCUCCUUUAAGAAUGCAAUGGAGAUUGGGGCAGAAGUCUACCACACCCUGAAGAGUGUGAUCAAGAAGAAGUACGGCCAGGAUGCAUGCAACGUGGGUGACGAGGGCGGAUUCGCGCCCAACGUGCAAGACAACAAUGAAGCCCUCAAUGUACUCAUGGAGGCAAUAGAGAAGUCCGGCCAUGCCGGGAAAGUGAAGAUCGGAACGGACGUUGCUGCUUCCGAGUUUUGGAGGUCAGAGGAGAAGAAGUACGACCUGGACUUCAAAAACGAAUCUGGCGGUGCACCGGAGAUGAAGAAGACUGCUGAGGAGAUGAUCGAGUACUACAAGGCAUGGUUCUCGUCCUACCCCUUCGUGUCGAUCGAG